AUGGUCUUUUCCAAGUAUAAAGAUUUCGUAGAGGACGGUGAUCUUGUGGUGGCAUGGAUAGGGAGAAAUAAGUUGCUUCCUUUAAAAAUCGAGGACGGCCAAACUUUCCACAAUCAAUAUGGUGCUUUCCCCCAUUCAGAAAUGAUUGGCAAACGGUAUGGACAACAAAUUAGUUCCUCUGCUAAACAGGGAUUCAUUUACCUCCUUCAGCCCACUCCUGAACUUUGGACAUUAGCUCUUCCUCAUCGUACCCAGAUUGUUUAUACUCCCGAUAUAUCUAUUAUUUUCGAAAAACUUCGCAUUGUCCACGGGACAAGGGUUAUUGAGGCUGGAACAGGAAGUGCAAGUAUGUCUCACGCAUUAUCAAGGACUGUUGGCCCAUCAGGAAAGCUGUAUAGUUAUGAAUAUCAUGCUUCCAGAUAUGAGACGGCUCUGCAAGAGUUCCGCGAUCACAAUAUGUUAGAUGAAAUUAAUGGAAACACUCACCUCACACAUCGAGAUGUUUGCAAGGAUGGCUUUGAAACGGAAGGUUUACCAUUAAAAGUAGAUGCUAUCUUCUUGGAUCUGCCAGCUCCUUGGGAAGCAAUUCCUCAUUUGAUAAAACACGUUAAUCGUAAUGGAACCACACGUGUUUGCUGCUUUUCUCCUUGCAUGGAGCAAAUUCAGCGUUCCGCAUCUGCUUUACAAGUUUCUGGUUGGUGUGAUAUCGAAAUGCUAGAGGUUUCUUACAAACAAUGGACUGCUAGGAAAUCUAGAGUAAUUCGUGUUGACGAUUCAAUCGAUAGAUUAAAGGAAGUAAAGCGUCAUCGAACGGAAGGAUUUGAGCGAAGAAAAGAAAGACAGCGUUUAGAAAAAGAGUUUGCUGAAUCUGCAGAGAACGGUGAGGAGCUUAACGAUUCACAGGUUUCUACUCCUUCAGAACCACCAUCGAAGAGCCCCACUAGUACAGAAAAGAUUCAUAAACGUAUACGUGAAGGUGAUGAAGAAUAUGAAUGGAGCAAUGUUGCACGCGUUGAUUCAAAUCUGAAGAACCAUACAAGUUAUCUUUUGUUUGCUGUCCAUCUUCCUUCACAACUCGACAACGAAAGCGAGUCCACAGAAUAG
Molecule: messenger RNA, 1104 nt
Organism: Schizosaccharomyces osmophilus
Lineage: Eukaryota; Fungi; Ascomycota; Schizosaccharomycetes; Schizosaccharomycetales; Schizosaccharomycetaceae
Gene: cpd1
Product: tRNA (m1A) methyltransferase complex catalytic subunit Cpd1
Exons: 1
Coding region: 1-1104 (367 amino acids)
Biological process (GO): tRNA methylation
Cellular component (GO): tRNA (m1A) methyltransferase complex; nucleus
Source: RefSeq, a predicted model, not a curated record